AUGCUGCUGGCGGGUCUGCUAUUGCGUAACGUUCCUUACAUAACGGACGCCAUCUUCAUUGACACUCGCUGGUCUGCAGCUCUGAGGAACAUCGCCUUGUCCAUCAUCCUUACCAGAGCUGGUCUGGGCCUCAACCCUGAGGCUUUAAGUCGACUGAAAGCAGUGUGCGUACGUGUUGCACUUGGACCCUGUAUGGUGGAAGCCUGCAUUGCUGCUGUGGUCUCUCACUUCCUGCUGGGUCUGCCAUGGGUUUGGGGUUUCAUACUGGGUUUUGUACUGGCUGCCGUUUCUCCAGCAGUUGUUUUUCCUUCAAUGCUGCUCCUGCAGAGAGAAGGAUAUGGAGUGGAGAAGGGAAUCCCCACCCUCCUGAUUGCUGCUGGAAGCUUUGAUGUUAUUCUCGCUAUAACAGGAUUCUCUACUUGUUUGGGAAUCGCCUUCUCUACAGGUUCUACAUGGAUGAACAUACUGAAGGGUCUGCUGGAGGUGGUGGGAGGCAUCGUAGCUGGUAUGAUCCUGGGAAUGUUCUUGUACUGCUUCCCCAGCAAUGACCAGGAGGAUCUGGUCUUGAGGAGGACCCUCAUGUUGCUGGGUCUGUCCACAUUUUCAGUCUUCUUCAGUAAUGCUAUUGGUGCUGCUGGAGCUGGAAGUCUCUGUACACUGGUGCUGGCUUUCCUGGCAGCACUGGGCUGGAAGACUGAAAAGGCACCAGUAGCAGAAAUAGUGGGUCAGUCAUGGGAUUUAUUUCAGCCAUUCCUGUUUGGUCUGAUUGGAGCUGAGAUCACGAUUAAAGCACUCAGCCCAAGUACUGUGGGUCUGGGUAUGGCCUGCAUUCUUAUUGGUGUGGUGAUCCGUCUACUUGUCACCUUCCUGUUGGUUCAUUAUGGAGGAUUCAACUUAAAAGAGAAGCUCUUCAUUUCUGUGGCCUGGCUGCCUAAAGCUACUGUGCAGGCUGCCAUUGGCUCCAAGGCGUUGGACAUGGCAAGGGAGAAAGGGGAUGAGGCCUUAAUUAAGUUUGGUUUGGACGUGCUAACAUUAGCGGUGUUAGCCAUCUUGACCACAGCUCCAGCUGGUGCACUGGGUAUCGGACUGGCAGGACCACGUCUUCUGGCCCGGCAGGUCAAAGAAGAGACAGAAGGUGAAGCUACACCAUCUUACCUGUGAGAGUAUUACACCAUCUUAUCCACCUUAUUCUUCUAAUCAGAUAAUUGUUGAAUCAUUAUACGGCCAUAGGCCACAUUAUGCCUUUGAUUAAAGAUUGUGAAAUCAUUACACUGUUUUAUGAUGCAUUAUACUGCUGAGUUAUAAGAAAUGCUGUUUGUGUAGAAUCAUGGCCUUCCUUUUCUGAUUACAAAGAGAACAAAACAUACUGUAGAGUUUUUCUGCCCCAUCUCAUCAGGAGGAGAUAAAACAGGAAGCCAAGGCCGUCACUUAGACGUGGUAAGCUGGAAAGAAUGUGAGGGUUUAGGCUUCAUGGCCCUGAAGGGAGGGGGAAAAGCUGUAAGAGUCUGUGUAACUGUUGGACACUUCGAGAUGUCCGUCCGGAUGUCUGUAAUGCUCAAAGUGCUGUAUGGAAUAAAGAGAUUGU
Oreochromis aureus is the source of this 1585-nucleotide messenger RNA. Its product is annotated as sodium/hydrogen exchanger 9B2-like. Gene Ontology annotation, biological process: proton transmembrane transport. The coding region runs from base 1 to 1161 and encodes 386 amino acids. Gene Ontology annotation, molecular function: antiporter activity. NCBI's taxonomy places the organism in Eukaryota, Metazoa, Chordata, Actinopteri, Cichliformes, Cichlidae. Gene Ontology annotation, cellular component: membrane. The record is from RefSeq and is a predicted model, not a curated record. The transcript is spliced from 10 exons.